Mytilinidion resinicola is the source of this 2096-nucleotide messenger RNA. RefSeq lists its product as uncharacterized. The coding region runs from base 224 to 1714 and encodes 496 amino acids. NCBI's taxonomy places the organism in Eukaryota, Fungi, Ascomycota, Dothideomycetes, Mytilinidiales, Mytilinidiaceae. The transcript is spliced from 3 exons. The record is from RefSeq and is a predicted model, not a curated record.
CGUUUUCUUGCUUCCCUUUCCUCUUCAGCAGGCCUCUCAAAUCCACUUGUAAUUCCGUGUGUUCUUCUUAUACUUUCCGCUUCACAGUUGUUCGCGACUUGUAUAGCUGGCCUGGACCAAGUUGCUACUCCCGCGAAGUCACUAUCACCACCACUCUUGUACACUCUGCCCGUUCAUGACUGUCUCACGUUUUGUCUUCCAACAAGCUCUAUCACUCUGAAAGAUGUCCUCCAACAAGAAGAACCUCACAGUCUCCAUCAUCAAGCAAGAACGAAGCAACUCAUCCGAUUCUGACAACCGCUCUCUUAAGACUCCAAGGACUGCCCGCUUCGCCGAAGCCACCACUGUCCACUCGCCCGUUGACGGCAGAGGUCCCUUUGCAGACCCGCCAACGAACCACUACAAGCCCCAAGCACAACCCUCAGACGUAGGCUUCGGCUACGUGCAAGGCGUCGAGAUGGAGGAAACUGAUCGGAAAUACCUCCCUCCACCCACACCAAUGUCACCCCUCAAGAGCGCCAUGAAGUCCCCGGGCACCGCUCCUCGGUUUGGCGAAGGCAUUCUCAGCCCAACUUUCCGGGAGGAACAAAUACUUGAGAAGCACGAGGCUUCAACUGAGAAGGAGCAAGCAGCAGACCUGAAAGUCAAAGUCCGUGUAAGGAUAGCAAAGAUCUUCCUCCGCGGUAUCAACUUCGCCUGCAGUCUCAUCGUCCUUUCCAUGCUUGCUUCCGUCUUCUCCAUCUUCAACUCGACAAAAUCGCUCCCGCCACGGAACAACCUCCCUCCAUGGGCUCAGGGUACCAAGACCUGGCCACAGAUUGUCGUUCUCGUCAUUGCCUGUAUCUCGCUGUUCAUGUCCAUCGUUGUUCUGGUAGCCUACUCAAGAGGAGGCCACAAGCGCGCCGAAAAAGUCGCAGCUUACUAUACCGUCUUCACCGUCACGUUCUUCAUUUUCAGCAUCGUUAUGUGGGCUAUUGGCGCUGGCAUUCUCAACCAGAGCAAAUCUCAAGGCCAAGGGAAGGACAUGUGGGGAUGGUCGUGUAAAGACAACAAACGGAAACAGCUCUUCCAAGGAGACGUUUCCUACGACCUCAUCUGCCGUCUUCAGAACUGGUCGUUGGUCUGCUGCAUCAUCGAGGUCGUCGUAGAGACCCUGUGUAUCAUCAUCUACGGCAUCGUCUUCUACCGAUUUUGGUCGAAGCGCAAGCUACGAAAGUCCAUGGCCGUCCGUGACCGCGCCCGAUCCGACCUCUACCUUGCUCAACUGCGCUCGCAAUCCGCACCGAAUACGCCCGGCUUCGGUCCCAUGUCCCCUCGCUCCGGCGGAUGGCGUCCACCUCCAGGCCAUUCCCUGUACGUGGAUCCGCACAGUGUCGCUGAGGAGGGCCAAAGCGACAGCGUUCAGUUCCCUCGCGGCUUCGCCCAGCCAAAGCCCUUCGCUCUGCAACCACCUCCGAUCAAAAUCCAGGGUGCAACGCCCAAGGUUGCGCAGAACGGCUUCGACGCACCCGACCGCUCAGCAUCAACGUCGCCACCACCACUCAGCCCCGGCUUCGAGCGCCGCCUCGACCACGUGCCAGCCGCGCCUGGCGAGCAGCAAUAUGCCUCCGUGCCCAUCCCUGGCGCGUACGCCAGCCCGCUCGCAAGUCCAGCACCAGUACACGUGCAACCCAUGGGCUUCGACUUUGGCCCCAACGUGAAUGGGCCAAAGUAGAUUCCUGACUGCUCACGUUGCUUUCAAACCAUCGGCUGCAUGGGGCGUUCUUGUGCUUUUUAGCGGGCUUUCGUCGGUGUCAAACGGUGUCCUUUCGGUUGUCAAUUAGACGCCCACUGUGUAUAUGAACUGGUGAUCUUUUACUCAAAUCUCUUUUCUUUACUGUCCUUCACUUUUCCUUUUUCUACUGGUGGAACGGGAAUUUCCUUUUGUAUAGGCUGGGCUUAUGAAAGCGAGGGGGGUGUUUUUUUGAUACCUGAGGUGGGGAUUCGGAGCUGGGCUGUCCACGCUCGCUUUGCAUUCGGGAAUCGAGAAUGUCCAACCAGACGAACACAUUUCUAUUAUAUGGAGAUGUGCGGACUAUGUAAUUCGCAGAUGGACA